UUUUUUAGGACAAGAUUAGCUGUCCUACUUAAGUUAAAACUAGUUGAACAGUUGCGUUUUAAAUUUUUAAUGGAAACUAAAAGAAGCAGAUGAGUUAGAAUAGAAUUGGGAGUGUAAAAUGGAAAACAGAGGUUUGAAACAAUGGAUUCAAUUAUUUAUACUGUUUUUCUUAUUAAUCAAGUCUGCCGUUGCAGAUGGCGUCACUCACCAUGAAGCCAAACUUCUUCGCGACGAGGUUGGUGAAAUGUUUUAUCAUGCUUUUAAUGGAUACAUGGACAAUGCUUUCCCCCUUGAUGAAUUAAGACCUUUAUCGUGUCAAGGAGAAGAUUCUCUUGGUGGCUAUGCCCUGACUCUGAUAGACUCUUUGGAUACAUUGGCUCUUCUUGGUGACCGAGACCGCUUCACUUCCUCUGUUGAUUGGAUUGGUAAAAAUCUUCGGUUUGAUAUAAAUAAAACAGUAUCUAUCUUUGAGACUACCAUCCGAAUUCUGGGAGGUUUACUCUCUGCUCAUCUAAUUGCAAGUGAUUAUUCUACGGGUAUGAAAAAUUCAUCCUAUGACAACCAAUUGCUUCACUUAGCUGAUGAUUUGGCUCAGAGAAUGCUGCCCGCAUUUGACACUCCCACCGGAAUUCCAUUUGGGUCUGUCAAUCUGUUACAUGGAGUUGAUGAACAUGAAAGUAAGAUAACAUCAACUGCUGGUGGGGGGACAUUAACCUUGGAAUUUGGGGUGCUUAGCCGCCUGACAAACAAUCCUAUUUAUGAGCAAGUUACCAAGAAUGCUGUGCGUGGACUAUGGGCACGUCGUUCAAGGCUUAACUUAGUUGGUGCUCAUAUCAAUGUAUUUACAGGUGAAUGGACACAAAAGGAUGCUGGAAUAGGAACAAGUAUUGACUCUUUCUAUGAGUACCUUCUAAAGGCAUAUUUGUUAUUUGGAGAUGAGGAGUACUUGUUCAUUUUUCAAGAAGCUUAUGCAGCUGCUAUGCAAUAUCUAUUCAAUGACCCUUGGUAUGUAGAAGUAAAUAUGGAUUCUGCUGCUAUUGUCUGGCCUCUGUUUAAUAGUCUGCAGGCAUUCUGGCCGGGCCUUCAGGUUUUAGCUGGAGAUGUUGAUCCUGCCAUUCGAACACAUGCUGCCUUCUUUAGUGUCUGGCAAAGAUAUGGCUUUACUCCAGAAGGAUUUAAUCUUGCAACUCUAAGGGUUCAGCAAGGGCAAAAGAGUUAUCCACUGCGUCCAGAGUUAAUAGAGAGCACAUAUUGGCUAUACAAAGCUACCAGAGAUCCCAGAUAUCUUGAUGCCGGCAGGGACAUGGUUGCCAGUUUGCAAUACGGGGCUCGAUGCCCUUGUGGGUAUUGUCACAUAACAGAUGUGGAAUUUCACAAGAAAGAAGAUCAUAUGGAGAGCUUUUUCCUCGCCGAAACAGUCAAAUACCUAUGGCUACUCUUUGAUUUGGCUUCAGGUCCAGAUAAUCUCGUAGAAAAUGGGCCAUACAAGUACAUCUUCAGCACUGAAGGGCACUUACUGCCUAUAACGCCUCAAAUAUCUCUCGUUAAAGAACAUUGUUCGUAUUUUGGUGCUUACUGUAAAAGCAGUGACAUCAGACAAGAAUCUUCUAAAUCUGAUCUCUCUAUGAAUCCCCAUGAAAUUAAUGCUAGUACAUUCUACGGAGGUCAAGUUCACCCCGGAUAUCCAUUAGAUUCAUCUUUUUUUGAGUCAACUGCUACAUCAGGAAUGAUAAAGGGGAUUUGCUCCGGAUUAAGUCACGGGCAAAAAUAUGGUAUAUCAUAUCUGGAACCAAUUGAUACUUCUCCAGAGGACGAGUCCACUCACCAAAGUGAGAAAAUGGCUUCUGAUCAGAGCGCUGGAAGUUCUCUCUCUAAUAAUGAUCAGAAUGACAAUAGGUAGUAUUCAAGUACUAGCACGGCCUCCAUGAUUGAGCUGUUGUAGCUUAAAAUAUCCGGUGGGAUGCACCCCAAAGAAUCCCGAAGCUACAUUCUGUAUGUCCAGCAAGCAACGGAUAAGAAAAGACAAACGCGUGGGUAUGUCUAACAAAGUUGGACUGAUCCCAGAUCGUAACUGAACAUUAAAAAAUUAAUUGAUGUCUGGAAGGGGACUACUGACUUCUUUUUUCCAAAUAUUUUGAGCGACAAUUGGAGCUCGAGUGUAGAAAUAUCCAUAGGCAGGAGAUUGGAGCAAGAUUGUAAGCCUUACUGAUCAAUUCUGUGUCCGUAUAUAAAGGUGCAGGAAAUUAUACUUGAUUGGUCGAGGCAUUUGUAACUUAAAAAUGUUUGUAAAGUACGGUUGUAGCAAAUUUCAGAUUUUGUUAUUGUUAGUGAGAUUAUUAAUUUUCCGACACAA
Molecule: messenger RNA, 2353 nt
Organism: Mercurialis annua (annual mercury)
Lineage: Eukaryota; Viridiplantae; Streptophyta; Magnoliopsida; Malpighiales; Euphorbiaceae
Product: alpha-mannosidase I MNS4
Exons: 17
Coding region: 119-1900 (593 amino acids)
Biological process (GO): carbohydrate metabolic process; mannose trimming involved in glycoprotein ERAD pathway; endoplasmic reticulum mannose trimming
Cellular component (GO): endoplasmic reticulum; membrane
Molecular function (GO): mannosyl-oligosaccharide 1,2-alpha-mannosidase activity; calcium ion binding
Source: RefSeq, a predicted model, not a curated record